Molecule: messenger RNA, 2287 nt
Organism: Lolium perenne
Lineage: Eukaryota; Viridiplantae; Streptophyta; Magnoliopsida; Poales; Poaceae
Molecular function (GO): protein binding
Source: RefSeq, a predicted model, not a curated record
AUGGCGCACGGGCACGGCGAACCAGCGCAAGCCCUCCUCCACCUCCUCCGGCGCUCCUCCUCCACCUCGCUGCUCACACACCGGCCUCCCCACAUUGCCCUUGCCGCCGCCACGGCGCGCGUCCGCUCCGGGACGCUCAGCCCUGAGGACGCGCACAACCUGUUCGACGAAUUGCUGCUGCAGGCCACUCCAGUCCCGGAGCGCGCCCUCAACGGCUUUCUCGCCGCUCUCGUCCGCGCGCCGGCCUCCGCUGCCUGCAGCGACGGCCUCUCGCUCACCGUCGCCCUCUUCAGCCGCAUGUCCCGAGGCCAUGGCCCACCUGUGGCGUCGCCCACAGUCCACACAUACGGCAUCCUGCUCGACAACUCUUGCUGCCGCGCGCGGCACCCAGACCUAGCGCUUGCCUUCUUCUGCCGCUUCCUCAGGGCGGGACUCAAGGCAAAUAACCUUAUCGUCAACACCCUCCUCAAGGUCCUCUGCCAGGCAAAGCGGACAGAUGAGGCUGCGGACGUGCUGCUUCACAGGAUGCCGCAUCUGGGCUGCGUGCCUAAUGCCAUCUCAUACAACACGGUUUUCAAGGGUUUAUGUGAUGCUAGCAGGAGCCAGGAUGCACUCGACCUGCUCCGGAUGAUGGCAAAACAAGAAGCUGGCUGCUCCCCUGACGUGGUGUCAUAUACCACGGUUAUCCAUGGAUUCUUAAAGGAGGGUAAACUCAGCACGGCAAGCAACCUAUUCCAUGAAAUGGUGCAGCAGGGCGUUGUUCCUAAUGUGGUGACAUAUAGCUCGAUUAUUCAUGUGUUAUGCAAGCGUGGAAGAAGCAAAGAAGCUAGACAAAUUCUGGAUUGUGGGAUUCUCAAGGGCCUCAAACCUAAUAUCGUGGCAUACUCUACUAUGCUUCAUGGGUACGCUACACAAGGACGCCUUGUUGAUAUGAAUAAUCUCUACAACUUGAUAGUGGGAGAAGGUGUCGUACCUAACCAAUAUGUUUUCAACAUAUUGAUCAAUGCACAUGCUAAGUGUGGAUUGGUGGAUGAGACUUUUCUUAUCUUUCAAGACAUGCAGAAGCAGGGAGUCAAGCCGGAUGUGGUGACCUAUUUAGCCAUGAUAUAUGUGUAUUGCAGAAAGGGUAGGAUGAAUGAUGCUAUUCAACAAUUCAACCAGAUGAUUCAUAUGGGGGUACCACCGAAUAUACCGACUUACAGCUGCCUGAUUCAGGGUUAUUGUACACAUGGCGAUUUGGUGAGAGCUAAAGAAUUGCUUCAUGAAAUGAAGGAAAAAGGCAUCCCUUAUCCUGGCAUUAUGUUCUUCAACUCAAUAAUAAACAGCCUAUGCAAAGAAGGAAGGGUGACAGGUGCACAAGAUAUCUUUAACUUUAUGAUACAUAUAGGUGAGAAGCCCGAUGUUAUCACAUUCAAUUCACUGGUUGAUGGAUACUGCUUAGUUGGCAAGAUGCAGAAAGCAUCCAGAGUACAUGAUGAUAUGGUAUCGGUUGGCAUUGAGCCUGGUACAAUUACGUACAGUACACUUAUUGAUGGAUACUUUAAAGCUGGAAUGGUGGAUGCAGCGUUGACUCUGUUCAAAGAAAUGUCAGGUAUGUCAGCUAAACAGGAUACUCUUACUUAUAACAUCAUAAUGGAUGGAUUAUUCAAGGCUGGUAGAACCGUUGCUGCAAAGGAAAAAUUCCAUGAGAUGAUCAAAAGUGGAGUGAGAUUUUCCAUUGGUACAUACAAUGUAAUUCUCGGCGGGCUUUGCAAAAAUGGUUGUGCAGAUGAAGCAGUCAUGCUGUUCGACAAGUUGCGAGCAAUGAACCUUAAGUUUGAUAUUAGAACUCUCACUAUUAUAAUUGAUGCAAUGUUUAAAGUUGGAAGAAUAGAGCAAGCUAAGAUUUUGUUUGCUGCAAUACCAGUCAAGGGAUUGGUACCUGAUGUUAUAACCUACACCACGAUGAUGUCAAACCUUAUAGAAAAAGGAUUGGUAGAAGAAGCUGACAGUAUAUUUUCAUCAAUGGAGAGGAGUGGUUGUGCUUCCAACUCUCGUAUGCUAAAUAUUAUUAUCAGAAAGUUAUUGAAAAAAGGUGAAAUAGUCAGGGCCAUCAAUUAUAUUUCCCGAGUUGAUGGGAAAAGCAUGUCGCUUGAAGCUUCAACUAUUUCUCUGUUGAUCUCUCUCUUUUCAAGGAAAGGGAUAUACCAUAAACACAAAGAUUUGCUCCCAGAAAGGUAUCAAUUUUUGGAAGGAGACAUCCACAGUUGACAUGAUACAUUCUAUCUGAACUUAAACCCUCAAAAGG